This is a messenger RNA of Nilaparvata lugens (brown planthopper), 694 nucleotides long. RefSeq lists its product as uncharacterized. Lineage: Eukaryota; Metazoa; Arthropoda; Insecta; Hemiptera; Delphacidae. The annotation marks the transcript as partial. The record is from RefSeq and is a predicted model, not a curated record. The transcript has a single exon.
UCCGUCGGGAGGACUGCACAAUUGCAGCGAUAACUGAGCUCGUGAGCUCUGAAAACCGUGACCUGCGCAGACAUGUCGUUGCGUGUGGACACUUACUCCGUUUUCCAAUCCGUUUUGUUCCUCAGUUUUCUCUAAUCAUCCGACCAUGGCAGAUUUUCGGCAAAUCUUCUCGCGAGUUUUUGACGGAUUUUAUUUCACUUUAUGAAAGUUUUCCGUGCAUUUGGCGAGUUAAAUCCAAAGAGUACAGUGACAGGAACAAAAAGGAGGGAGCGUACGAGAGAUUGGUUGAAAAGUUCAAAGAAAUAGAUGUCAACGCGAGCAGGGAGACAGUGGCGAAGAAAAUCAAUUCUUUGAGAAGCGUUUAUCGCAAAGAAUUGGCAAAGGUAAACAAAUCGAUUCGAUCUGCGGCUGGAGAGGACGAAAUUUACAAGCCAUCUCUGUGGUAUUUCGAUUUGCUGCAUUUUGGUCCAAUGAAUGCCACGAAUUAUUGGCCUUAACAGAAUACGCCACAUCAAAUCAGAAUGCAACAAAAUCUUUCUUCAGAAGUCCGACAAUACCACUCCUUCUCGCAGCAGCCGCAGCCUAUGCCACAUAACUACGCCUCAGAACAAAUACCUCACACUCAGGAGUAUGAAACAAUUGGGAAAAUUUCGGCAGUUUCAUGAAUCAUCCCACAGCAAGGUGAACAAGAUGU